CCACGCUCAGUAGCCCUUCGUACCACCUACUGGGCAGACCAUCUCCCUCACGCUGCUCGGGGCCACGUCAGAGGAGCACAACUCGGUCCCGCCGCCGCGAGGAAGUCCCCCUCGACGCUGAGAUCAGCUAAGGCGAUGCUGAAUAACUGCAGCGCCUUCCCCAUCCCCGCGUUCACAGCAGGCGUGACCACCACGCACAGACAGUGUGACAGUGAAAGGCAAGGAGUGUUAUAGUGUCAACUAUAGCGAAAGGCAGAGUGUAACUCGUGUCCCUGGGAGGUGCAGUGGGGGACCCACAUACACCACCUGCUGAGCCAACCACACUACCACCGCUACCGCUGCUUCUGCCCAGCCUACGUCGCUUAACCUCUGCCAGGUCAUCGAAACCACGGUAACUACUGAUGGUCUAACUACACAGGCGACAGUGUUUUGUAGCACCAAACCAAGAAGCCGCCUCGGCACGGCCUGUCCUCUAGUCAGCCUUAGUCGUCAGCGCCCUCAGGCACAGCCCUGCUUGAGGAUGCCGAGGGCCUUUCUGCUCACCAACAACCGCUACUCGCCUGACGACCCUCCGCCAGAAUCCACCCUCGAGGAUCUCUCAGCUGCUCCUCCCGCGGACCCGCCGGGUGUCGAGCUUCCUCCUACGCCGACCUCCACGCCCUCGCCGACCGCAGGUAUGGGAGAGGCGAGUGUGAUGUACAACGUCCCGGGGACGGUGCCCCCCAUGUCACCGCCGCAGGGCGAGACCCCCUGGCCGCCUUCGCCUGCGGGGCCUCACGACUCCCUCACGCUGCUCGCUGACAUCGCCCUUGUGUGCGCCGACAAGCCCUGGCUGGCAGCCUUGCGUCCCGAGGACCUUCCCGCCCGCUACACCACGCCUACGCCUGCGCCGACGCCCACACCCGUCAGAGACACAAGCACACCCGUCCUCGAACUGGACGCCCACACCACCAUCAUCACGGUCGCGCCUCAGGCGGAGCAGCCCCUCAACCUGAGCACCAGCCCCCCUCGAAGCCCUGCCCCCGCCGCGCCCACGCCCCCUUCCACGCCUCCUCCACCUGCCGUCCGGGACGCCCACGUGUGUCCUGAGUGUGGCAGAACUUACUCGACAUCGUCCAACCUAGCCAGGCACAGGCAGACGCAUCGCUCGCCGGACGACAAGCGCGCAGCUCGCAAGUGUCCGUAUUGCGAUAAGGUGUACGUGAGCACGCCCGCCUUCAGCCAGCACAUGCGCACCCACAACCAAGGCUGCAAGUGCCCCACCUGCGGCAAGUGCUUCUCCCGCCCCUGGUUGCUGCAGGGACACAUCAGGACACACACAGGAGAGAAGCCCUUCCGGUGCAGCAUGUGCGGGAAGGCUUUCGCCGACAAAUCCAAUCUGCGCGCGCACGUGCAGACUCACUCCAGCGUCAAGCCUUUUGCCUGCACGCGCUGUGGCAAAUCCUUUGCUCUCAAGUCCUACCUGUACAAACACGAGGAAUCAUCCUCUUGCAUGAAGCUGCACCGCGCCCUGGGACGUGGUGCAGCCCCUUCCCGCCCCGCAACACCAGCAUCCACACCCACUGUCGCCACCCACACCACCGAGCUCUCGGGGACAACACCCGUUCACCCGCAGCAGGCGCCCACGGUCCAGCCCAACACGGGCGUUCGAGCGAGCACACGAGCCAUGCACACAGUCACCAUCCUGCGGUCCGCGUCACACGUGGCCACCGCCCGCGUGCACUGAGGCGUCGAGUCCGACCGCAAGGGCCCCUGAGCCGCUCCACUUGGCUGGAAGCUGAUCAGGACGUGGCGGCCGGAGGGGGGGAGGGGAGGGUGCAAUAGUGCCUUGGGUAGUGAGGCCGGACGACGGCAAUACUUAAUCUUUACUAGUCGCUUGUCAGGGACUAAGAUUUACUUCGUACGUGGCUUUCAGCCUAUGGGAUUCCUUAACUCGGAUUCGAGUGUCAUAUCAUG
Messenger RNA from Penaeus vannamei (Pacific white shrimp), 1956 nucleotides. RefSeq names its product zinc finger protein SNAI2. Lineage: Eukaryota; Metazoa; Arthropoda; Malacostraca; Decapoda; Penaeidae. Gene Ontology annotation, biological process: regulation of DNA-templated transcription. The record is from RefSeq and is a predicted model, not a curated record. Gene Ontology annotation, molecular function: RNA polymerase II cis-regulatory region sequence-specific DNA binding; DNA-binding transcription factor activity, RNA polymerase II-specific.